This is a messenger RNA of Sphaeroforma arctica JP610, 2319 nucleotides long. RefSeq lists its product as hypothetical. The coding region runs from base 1 to 1830 and encodes 609 amino acids. Lineage: Eukaryota; Ichthyosporea; Ichthyophonida. The transcript is spliced from 4 exons. The record is from RefSeq and is a predicted model, not a curated record.
AUGCACACUCAUACCAUUGCGCUCUCAUCCAAUCAGAUCAAGCACAAGCAUAACCCAACGCUGUCGGUGCGGCUACUGGAAAUCGCCCGCGCACGCUCAGCAUUAGAGAUUGAGAUUGCAGAAGUGUUUGAGGCUAUCAAGGACUACAACAGCCAGCGGCUGGCGCUGGAGAUGUGCUGUGACACGCUGCUGAUGACGGCUAAGGUCCACGCACAACAGCUCAAGAACACCACGUACGUGAGCGAAAGCGAGGACGACGCCGAUAUAGAGGGUCUGCUACCUGUGCACACGCAGCGGCUGCCUCAGGCACACGCACGCACGCAUGCACACACCCACCGCGCGAAGAAGAACACGCACAAGACGGUUAUUCCGGCACGUGCGAGUGUACGACCCGAUGCGAAGAGAAGUUCGGUACUUGCGGAGGCACGCGAUAAAGGCGCGGAUGCUAAGCAUGGGACGGAUGGGGCUGGAGAUAGCGAGAAUGCGCGAGAGGAAGUGAUACUAUCACCCAAUCAGAAGCAAGAUAAGGGUACAGCAAACGCCAAUAGGAAGCAAGAUAAGGCGGCCGCUCCGAAUAAGAAUACAAGAAAGGCCAAGAGGAAGAACGAAGCUGCCACGGCAAGUGCUGUAACUACAACUAGCCAGGCGGUAGCCGACAAAGCAACCAACGAUACAUCGACGGGCGAGUGCGGCGCAGAGUUAGAAAGUCCGACGAGUGACCGAGACCCCACCGACCAUGACACACAGCCUGCAAAGGCCCUGGGGAAGACAAGGGCAGGUGCAAGCAGCGCACAGGACACCACAGAGCAUACGGACAGCACCAGCACAGCUGCCCAGGAGGCCCCGGGUGUGGGUGUGGGUGCAGGAGGGGUUGGGCAUGCAGACGCUCCUGUGGAGAACUCAGCAGCACCCGUUACCUACAGAGACAAUGCGGAGACGAUACUAGUGGACACGAGCAACCGACACAACCCCAAUCACACAGACAACAACACGCAGAAGGGCAGUCAACACACAACGCAGAACAUGCAGAAACAAAGCCAACGCCCCACCAAGGCGUCAGGCGAUGGUAUGCGUAUGGGUGGCGGUGGUAGUAGCAUAGCCAGUGCAGGCGCUGACGUCGAUGUGAGUGGCGACAACUGGAUCACACACCGCGCACGCAGCAAGGACAAGCGGAAUGGGGUCAAGAAAAGACCCAAAGGCACAGACAAAGGCACAGCACCAUCAGGCACGGCUGCUACGACCAUCUCUGCGUGCAGACAAGCGCGUGGGGUGAGUGUGGGUGUGGAUGGGCCUGAGCGUGUGGCGAGUGAGACGUCGCAGACGGAGGAGGCGCCCACUGUGAGUGGCCCGACGGCGUACAGAAACUUUGUGAACAUGGAGAAGCAUUUGAGGGAUAAUAUUGCCAGGACAGCCAACACAGCCGGGCAGCGGAAGAUGAGGUGCCACAAGAAAGGUGGUAGUCGCGCACACAGUCGCAACGGCAGCUGGAUAGCCGGCGCAGACGCGUCGUUCGAUGGAGUGCUUGCACAUGAGAGCGUGAGUGUGGGCAUGAGUCUGAGCAGGCACAGGCAGGCACAGGCCGCCCCAGUCAAGGUGUUCAACCCGGCCAUGUACAGUAUACCCCGCAGGAAGGACUCGGCGAGUGACCUAGAUGUCAGCCGGAAUAACCGAUCCGCCCUCCCGUUCUUUGCCAGCAGUGCAGAGACCAGCCUGAACAUGUCGCAACCGUUACAAGAAUUAGGACAGGACAAUGGAUCGUUUCUGAAUGGAAUUGCGCGGCCGAAAAAGAAGCGGAAGCUGGGUGGCGGCGGUGGUUCAUUCCUUCUAUAGGGCUUGUAAACCUCGGUGCAGUAGUACUUUAUAAUGAAGGGAGGCUUAUUCAUAUCGUAUGUGAUUAGAGUCUUAUUUCAUAUCUGAUGCUAGGAUAAAUCGCCUGCCAAAAUCCAGAUGUAGCUACUCUAUCGUAGAUCAACGUAUGUGCUUGGACUCAACAGCCACGCGAAUAUGGGAAUGACAAUACGUGCGCUCUAUGCAGUUGCAAGCGAUCGCGUUUAGGCUUGCAGCAGCGUGAAGCCGUGGAGGAAAAUUCGCAACUUUCGACUAUCGCUUUAGUAUACUCAUGGGGUGGAAUGGGUUGUGCCCAAUGAGUAUAGUGGUAGCGUGAGGAAAAUAAUAUUUGCAGUUAGUUUUGGAACUAUUUUUAUCCAUCUCUAGUGUUGGAAUUUGUCGCCACUGUAUCAACAUUCCUCAGUUUUUUUUUACCCAAACUUAACCACCACAGUGCGCUACAGUAAUAUUUAAAAUUUCACAAAUCUUGGG